Messenger RNA from Oreochromis niloticus (Nile tilapia), 2711 nucleotides. Its product is annotated as clavesin-1. The transcript has 8 exons. Bases 1077 to 2057 code for a protein of 326 amino acids. The record is from RefSeq and is a predicted model, not a curated record. Gene Ontology annotation, biological process: lysosome organization. Gene Ontology annotation, cellular component: clathrin-coated vesicle; membrane; trans-Golgi network. Gene Ontology annotation, molecular function: phosphatidylinositol bisphosphate binding. Lineage: Eukaryota; Metazoa; Chordata; Actinopteri; Cichliformes; Cichlidae.
AGUGGGUCCACAUGACGCACACGAUGGCCAGUUUGGCCUAACCUAAUACUCUGAUGUUGGGAGUGAGGGGGCGGGGCCAGAUUAGAAGGUUCACAGAUGAAGGUCAUCAGCACAGGUUUGAAACGCUUCACGUCAGGGUCAGUCAGUUUUAUUUUGAAAGUUCUGACCGGAAGCGGUGCGGUUCAUGCCUGAGGAAUGACAGUGUGGGAGCAUCCUGACGUCUUCUGUCGGAGCACAAAGUGGAAACGCACCUCCUCCUACUCCUCUUCCUCCUCAUGAUGCACGAGCACGCGCUCAUUCCUUUUAGAGCCGCUCGUGCCGUUUUAUUUCAUGUCGGUUUGUUUCCGGUUGGGCUCUAACGGAGAUCUCUUUUGUCCGAUGGCCUCCUCCUCCUCCUCCGUCCUCAGCAUCAGCACCAGCGCCGGAGGGCCGUCGGGCCAGUCAGGACGGCCGGGAUUGAACCAGCAGCAGCUCUGCCGGAAGCUCUGCUGAGGAGGCCCGACUGACCGCCGAGUGUUCGUCUUUACCGACUGCAGAACAGCAGGACUUUUCAUCGCAAGUGGCUUCACCAUGACAGAGCAGAGAUUCAGCGACGUGACCGGAUGAAACCUGAAAGAACCAUGAUGGACAGCAGGAGGAGGCGGGAUGUCGACAGGAAGGAGAAUUAGGACGGAAACAGCAGCAAAAUCCAAAAACUGGUGUUUUUUUUCUGCCCAAAGGUUAGAGGACUUUCUGGACUUUGAGGACUUUCAGCUUCCCGAGAGCCGACGAUGUAAAGGAAGACAGCGGUGAUGAUUGUCCGUCUAUAAGCUGCAGCGGCAGAUUGUGCAACAUACACAUGAUUGUCUUCUGCUCACAGGAAAGGAUCAAAGUGCUUCUCGUCCUUUAGCUGAAAUCUGACAUCACACGUCACAAACGCACAGCAAAUACGAUUGUGUUACUGACACAAAGGGCACACUGACCAUCCUGCAGGUGUUACUCUUUAAGACUGGACUGAAGGAAGUGCUCGGACACCUGGUCAGAGGGUGGGCAAACCAUUUUGGGCAUCGGGAGCUGAUCCAGAGGGAGACCCCACGAUGUCUCACCUACACGCCGGCCUGAGCUCAGAGACGACGGAGAAAGCUCGACUGGAGCUGAACGAGAACCCGGACACUCUGCACCAGGACAUCCAGCAGGUUCGGGACAUGAUCGUGACGAGGCCGGACAUCGGUUUCCUGCGGACGGACGACGACUUCAUCCUUCGCUUCCUCCGAGCCAGAAAGUUCGACCAGAUGGAAACCUUCAGGCUGCUGGCCCAGUACUUCCAGUUCAGACAGCAGAACCUCGACAUGUUCCAGAGCUUCAAGGUGGAUGACCCGGGCAUUAAGCGAGCGCUGAUGGACGGAUUCCCGGGCGUGCUGGAGACUCCGGAUCAGCACGGUCGGAAAAUCCUCAUCCUGUUUGCUUCCAACUGGGACCAGAGCAGGAACUCCUUCACUGACAUCCUGCGGGCCAUCCUGCUCUCUCUGGAGGUCCUGAUAGAAAACCCGGAGCUCCAGAUCAACGGCUUCAUCCUCAUCAUCGACUGGAGCAACUUCUCCUUCAAACAGGCCUCCAAGCUCACGCCCAACAUCCUCAAACUGGCCAUAGAAGGCCUCCAGGACAGUUUCCCGGCUCGCUUUGGAGGAAUCCAUUUUGUGAAUCAGCCCUGGUACAUUCACGCCAUGUACACCAUCAUCAAGCCGUUCCUCAAAGACAAGACCAGGAAGAGGAUCUUUCUCCACGGCAACAACCUGAACUCGCUCCACCAGCUCAUCCAUCCCGAGUGUUUGCCAUCCGAGUUCGGCGGGACGCUGCCGCCGUACGAUAUGGGCAUCUGGGCACGAACGCUGCUGGGACCCGACUACAAUGACGAGACCGAGUACACCCUCACCUACGAUGCCCUGCACGUCAGGGAGAACUGUGGAGGAGGAGGAGGAGACAAGGACAUGAUGAAGAGGUCUCAGUCGGCGGUGGAACCAGGAACUCUGCGACAGACGGACAGAGAGACCAGCACACCGCUACUGGCCCUGGACUGAACACACACACACACACACACACACACACACACACACACAACAUCCACGUCAACACACACACACACUCAGGAGCAGCUGUGGAUUAAGCUGGUGUUUUGUCCUCCCGUCCUGUUGAUCUGAACUCUGACAGUGAACUUCCUGAACAGCACACACAGACACACACACACACACACACACACAGACACACACACACACACAGUCUGACCUGUCUCUGAGCCGUCUAAUGCCUCUCAGCUGAGCCUCUCUCCAGCCAGCAGCAUCUGUCCUGAUGUUCACAACAACAAACAGCAGCAACACAAACACACAAAUCAAACGUGUGUGUGUGUGUGUGUGUCAUCGCCUGUUGUGCACCAGCGGCGUGCGUUUAUCUCAUGACUUCACAUACGUGACAGGAUGAUGUUUCUGUGAACAGAGUCAGAAACAAACAAACAAAAAGGGCCAAAUGUGACGGAGUUGAAACUUUAUGUAAAACCUCACAAAGACGUUGCUAUGGAGAAAUGGUUACAAUCAAAUUCAGAUUUAAGAGGGUUGCACCAACAAGGUUCAUUUAAACAGAGACAACAUUCAGUCACAACAUUAAAUCCAAUCCUUCUGUUCUUUAGUUUUCUAACACAGAAAACUACAGCUCCCAUUUUGCUUCCAGGGAUAAAAACA